AUGGCGUCUCUCAGGAUAACCGUGGCGCUCGCCGUGCUCGCGGCCGUGCUGGCGAUCGCCGUCUGCCUCCCCGCCCCCGCGCCGGGCGGCGGCCACCACCACACCCGGGUCCGAAUCCACGUCCCGCACAAGAUCCACCACAUCCACCACCACCACGUCAAGAAGGUGCCCGUGUACGUCAAGGAGAAGCACCACCACGAGCACGAGCACCAGGAGCCGGGCUACUACAAGAAGAGCGACAACCUGGACGAUGGCCUGGAGGAGGAAGAGGAGGAGGACGAGGAAUAGGCACUCCCCAAACCAAAAACUGAGUCCAAAUUGUUGUUAUUGUUGUUUUUUACGCCGCUACCUUUGCAAAGUCUGUGAUAUUGGUCGAGACUCGUUGCCGCCGGGGUUUGUCCGAGAUGAGAGAGCACGCUGAGCCUCGUCCCCGCCAUCCCUCGCUCCAGGACGCUCGCCUUGUGUACAUAACUUAGUGUUUAA
This is a messenger RNA of Thrips palmi, 483 nucleotides long. RefSeq lists its product as uncharacterized. Lineage: Eukaryota; Metazoa; Arthropoda; Insecta; Thysanoptera; Thripidae. The record is from RefSeq and is a predicted model, not a curated record. The transcript has 3 exons. Bases 1 to 288 code for a protein of 95 amino acids.